AACCUCUAAAACUUUUAAUUUAAACUUUAAAACACUUACAAAAAUUAAAAUGUCAACUAUAAAGCGUAAAAAUAUCAAAGAAAUUUCGAAGGAAAAAAGUAAAAUAAUUGAAAAUGAAACUCAUUCUGAAUUAACUACACCGUCGCAAAAGGAUGUAUCCCAAAUUUUAUCAUCAUCUGUAGCAGGAGCUUCUUCACUUGUUAUGUUACAACUUAUUAGCAGAUUGACUACUUUUGUUUUGCAUCAAGUUGUUUUACGUUACACAGAUCCUGCAACAUUUGGAAUUGCAUCAGUGCAAUUAGAAUUGUUAUUGGCAACAAUCUUGUUUUUAUCUCGCGAAGGAUUUCGGUGUGCUUUAUUGAGAGGUAGUGGUGAUACUAUUGUAGUUGAUUCUGAUGGAAAAUCAUCUGAGAAAUCACAAGAAAAUUCGAAAGGUCCGAUAAUAUUUGCCAAUUCAUCUGUUGGAUCCGUCCAAAAAAUAACAAAUUUAUCUUACGUUCCAAUUCCAAUCGGGAUAAUUACAACAUUUCUUGCCUGCACAUUUUAUAUCUUUUACGCAACAGAGGAAUCAUUAUCUGCACCAUAUUAUGUUAUUUCGGUAAUACUAUAUGGUUUAGCAGCAUUUAUUGAAUUAAUUAUUGAGCCACUUUACGUUGCUGCCUUGAACAAUUUAUUAUUCACUCUUAGAGUGCGUUGUGAGAUAAUUGGGGUAUUUCUUCGUUGUUUUAUUACAUUCGCAAUGACAGUCAUAGGUGCUCCAAAAAAUGGUGAAAAGGGCGAAAAUGCUUAUGGAAUUUUAGCAUUUGCAGUUGCACAGGUUGCUUUUUCUUUAGUUUUGAUGAUAGGUUAUAUCGGAUAUUUCAUAUCAAAUUGGGAUAUUCAAUUAUUGAAACCACAAAAAUUACAAGAUGAAAGACAAAAGGUAUUCUGGUUUGACGAACAUUUGUUUAACUUAGCCAAAACAUUUACAAAGCAAUCUUUGUUAAAACAUGUCUUAACAGAAGGUGAUAAAAUGUUAAUAGCAUUAUUAAGUGAGCCAGUUGAUCAAGGAAUAUAUGCAUUUGUUUUUAAUUACGGAUCACUGAUUGUGCGAAUAUUGUUUCAACCAUUGGAAGAAACGACUCGUACAUUAUUUUCCAAACUUUUAACGCGUGUUGAUAUUCAUAAUGACGUUAACGAUAAACAAAAAGAAUCAGAAGCAGAAACUUGUAGAGCAUUAAUAACAUCUUUACAAGUUCUAACAACUUUAAUUAAAUUUCAUAUUUUACUUGGACUUCUUUUUAUUGGAUUCGCAACUAAUUAUACCGGAACUUUGAUUGAUUUACUUGUAGGUUCUGUAUGGUCCCAAACACCCGCACCACUUGUAUUAUCAGUUUAUUGUAUAUAUGUUCCAAUAAUGGGAAUUAAUGGUGUUACUGAGGCAUUUGUAGCAGCGGUUGCGUCAGAAGAAACUUUAAGUAAAUUAAAUUAUUGGUUAAUUGCUUUUUCAGCAGGAUUUGUUGGAGCUGGUGUAAUAUUUAUGAAAGGGUUAUCCGCUGGUGCUAUUGGAUUAGUUGCAGCCAAUGUAGUUAAUUUAUCAACACGAAUUUUAUGGAGCUGGAAUUUUAUUAGAUCUUAUUUUUUAAAUCACCGUGAUGGUAGACAGGAAACGAAUGAAUUGAAAAGAAUGUUAUCUUUAUCCAAUUUAUUACCUAAUUAUUUAGUGUUACUAUCUUUUAGUUUAGCAUGGAUUAUAACUUAUUUUUCUAAUCAAUUGAUUGGUUGGGAAACUUUGGAUGCGAAGAUUAAACAUGUUGCUGUUGGUGGUGUUUGUGCUAUUGUUGUCGCAGGAAUAACGUAAUCAUUACUCUUUUCUAUAUUUUUUGGGAAUUUUUUUUCGUAAAUUCAUUAACCAAUUAUUAUUUAUACUUAGGUAUUUGCAAGAAAAAGAAUUUAUAAGAGAUUCUAUGAAACUUAUUCGUGGUAACAAGGCACCAAAUAAGCGAGAAUAAUUUAUGAAUAAGAUAAUUUAAUGUUCUGAUGCUUAAUAAUGUAAAAAUUAUUAUUAUAAAUUUGUAUUUAAAUAAUUAAAGUGUAAUAAAUUGAAUAAAUUG
This is a messenger RNA of Rhizophagus irregularis DAOM 181602=DAOM 197198, 2093 nucleotides long. NCBI's taxonomy places the organism in Eukaryota, Fungi, Glomeromycota, Glomeromycetes, Glomerales, Glomeraceae. The record is from RefSeq and is a predicted model, not a curated record.